Molecule: messenger RNA, 2694 nt
Organism: Penicillium mononematosum
Lineage: Eukaryota; Fungi; Ascomycota; Eurotiomycetes; Eurotiales; Aspergillaceae
Product: arrestin (or S-antigen), N-terminal domain protein
Exons: 13
Coding region: 1-2694 (897 amino acids)
Biological process (GO): ubiquitin-dependent endocytosis
Cellular component (GO): cytosol; cytoplasm; plasma membrane
Molecular function (GO): protein-macromolecule adaptor activity; ubiquitin protein ligase binding
Source: RefSeq, a predicted model, not a curated record
AUGAAAUAUGCAAUUGUUACGCCGAAUGCAUUCAAACGGUCUUCGAUAGUCUGCCACUCUUACGGCCAGACUGUAUGUCACUCUAACAACAGGCGGUAUCACGGGUCUCCAUGCAGACCUCGACCAAGUCUCGAACCGCGAUUAGAGGACCACGGCAAAGUAAUUGUCGAUGAGUAUUCAAUCAUUCGUGAUAAAUAUGCUGCACCGAAAUACCCUGUCGUUCUCGCCCAUGGCUUGCUCGGGUUUGAUGAACUGCGCCUUGCUGGCCCAUAUCUCCCCGGUGUUCAGUACUGGCGUGGGAUCAAAGAGGCCCUGACGGCGCGAGAUAUUGAAGUUAUCACGGCAACAGUGCCCCCGUCGAGCUCUAUUGAAGCGCGGGCUGAACAAUUGGCCCGAAGCAUUGAGGCCGAGGCUCAAGGGAAAGAUGUUAAUAUCAUUGCUGGACUUGAUUCACGAUAUAUGAUUAGCCACAUACGACCGGAGAAGUUCAAAGUCUUGUCACUGACCACUAUCGCAUCUCCGCACCGAGGUUCAUCUGUGGCGGACUAUGUACUUGAUCAAAUUGGAGCCGAUCGCCUACCUCAGAUCUAUUAUGCCCUUAAUCGACUCAGUGUCGAGACAGGUGCAUUCGCUCAACUAACAAGGAAAUACAUGACCGAGACCUUCAACCCCAAUACCCCAGAUGUCGAUGAUGUCAGAUAUUUCUCCUAUGGAGCAGCAGUGGAGCCAAGUAUAUGGUCUGCCUUUCGGCUUUCACACCGAGUACUUGCAGAGAUUGAAGGACCCAAUGAUGGCCUGGUUAGCGUUUCUAGUAGCCGCUGGGGAGGCGAUGCAGGAUACAAAGGAACCCUCAUGGGCGUCAGCCAUCUAGACCUGAUCAACUGGUCCAACCGGCUUAAAUGGCUAGUCGGGGAGGUAACAGGCAACAAACGAAAGUUUAACGCCAUUGCAUUCUACUUGGACAUCGCAGACUUCCUGAAGGGCAAGGUUGUGCUCCAGCUACCGGCGGAAGCAGCCAUCGGGGCCAUUCAGGUCAAAUUGGAGUGCGAGAGCCGCACUCGUCUAUCCGGUCCCAAGAAUCCCCAAAAUGUGCACUCGGACAAAAAGCGAACGGAGCUUGAGGUUCACAAGAUCUUAUACAAGGUUGCUACCGUCUUCCCGACACCAGGGUCAUAUGAGUACCCUUUCGAAUUCAAGUUCCCCUUCAAUAAUUCAUGCAGCACCACCAACAGCAUGCUUACCAAUCUAAACUUCUCUGGAUUGAAGGUCGAGGUAGCUAAAGACACCAACCGACACGUCAGAAAGACUCUCCCGCCAUCUUUAAGCGGGUUCCCAGGUGUAGCAGAUAUCAAAUACUUCGUCAAGGCCACAGUCAUCCGGCCGCAGUUCUACAAAGAAAACAUCAGAUCGAUUGUCCCUCUGAACUUCCUUCCAAUUGAACCGCCAAGGGUCGGGAAUCCCAACGAGGAAACCUACGCCAGGCGGCAACACCAAUUCUCCAAAACCCAGGUUGCUUCUAAGAAAAAGAGCAUAUUCUCACGCGGAUCUUCUUCACUCAAAGAGCCAUACACAGAGCCUCCUCGGGUGUCUGUAGAUGCUCGGCUUCCGAACCCCUCUAUUCUCACUUGCAACGAACCUGUCCCCCUCCGUCUCCUCGCCAAAAAGCUGACCGAAGGUCCGGACGUAAUCUUCCUUCAGAUGUUGCAGGUGGAACUAAUAUCCUACACGAAAAUUCUGGCCCAUGACCUCAACCGCACUGAAAGCGGCUCGUGGGUUAUCAUGAGCCGCAGCAAUAUGAAUAUCCCGUUAGGCAAGCCAGGGGAUCCCGUAGGCACUGAUUGGACUAUUGAUCCUAACCUGUGGAAUCGGUAUCCAUUACCUAACUCGGUGGCACCAUCCUUUGAGACAUGUAACAUUGAAAGAUCUUACGAGCUGGAGAUUCGAGUGGGCUUGACUCAUGGAAAUGCCCGGGAAAUGCAGCCUCAACUUAUCGUUCUUCCCCUACGAAUGCCAGUCAGAGUAUUCUCAGGAAUCGCUCCACCACAGGCCCUCCUGGAUGCAAUGGCCGCUGCAUCCCUUCAGCCAUCAUCAUCCUCUAAAGUGAAACCCCAGCCCAGCUUGCCAACAGAGAUAGGAAGCAGCCGACCACCCAUUCCACCAAGGCCAACAGGCGAGCCUGUACCUGUCAAUUCCGGUGAUGUAUAUGACGACGCACCACCCAGCUACGAGGAUGCCAUGGGAGACCACCUGAGUCCACUGGACGGACCACGUCGCGAGUAUCACCCACCAGAUGCCUCGUCACCAAGUACAGUAGAAUUUGGAGCUGAUUCCAAGUCCGCAGCCCUACCGGGUAAGGCGCUUGAGGAUGGGCCCGCCGCGGAAGGAUCCUCGGCCCCUCGUCGCCGAGGCAAUCGUGCUUCCACGGAGUCCUUCGACAUGCUACCUACCACACCGCCGGAAUCCCAAUCUGGAUCACCUCCCGCAUCCCCUGUGAGACGCCCGGGGAGCAUGAUGAAAUUUCCACGGAACAACGUUGAUGAAGAAAGCCCGCCGCAAUAUGAACCUGUUGCGGGGAAUCAGCUGAACGUUCCCCAAGCUGUGCAACGCCAGCGUCCGCGGAAUAAUCUUCGUCCUAUGAACUUAGGUGUUCCUAAUCGGAAGCCUGUGCCACGAAAUCCGAAUCGGGCUCAAUAG